Hibiscus syriacus is the source of this 1495-nucleotide messenger RNA. RefSeq names its product mitochondrial phosphate carrier protein 3, mitochondrial-like. The transcript has 6 exons. The record is from RefSeq and is a predicted model, not a curated record. Bases 101 to 1231 code for a protein of 376 amino acids. Gene Ontology annotation, biological process: mitochondrial phosphate ion transmembrane transport. Gene Ontology annotation, cellular component: mitochondrial inner membrane. Lineage: Eukaryota; Viridiplantae; Streptophyta; Magnoliopsida; Malvales; Malvaceae. Gene Ontology annotation, molecular function: phosphate transmembrane transporter activity.
UCGCAUUUGGCAGGAACAGAAACGCAAAUCCCUGAGGAAUCCCAAGCUUCGACUUCUGCUUCCAUUUCUAAAAAUUUCUUCGUUUUUUUUCUCAACGGCGAUGGCUUCUCUCUCCGACUCUUCCAAACAAUCCCUUCUCCCUAACUUCCUUUACUCUUCGCCCACCUCUUUUGCCGUCGAUCGGCUCCUCAAUGCCAACAACCCUGCCUUCGGCGCUUCGCGCUUCACUACGCUCGAAUCUCCAGCUGCAUCAUCCUCGCCUUCGAUCAAGUCGAGGACGUUCAUGAUCCCCUCGCCGAAUGAGCCUGGGAAGAGGAUCGAGAUGUACUCGCCUCAGUUCUAUGCUGCUUGUACUUUCGGUGGUAUCCUUAGCUGUGGUCUCACUCACACGGCGGUUACUCCUCUUGACCUCGUCAAGUGUAAUAUGCAGAUUGACCCUGCAAAAUACAAGAGUAUCUCAUCUGGUUUUGGAGUCCUACUGAAAGAGCAAGGAUUUAGGGGCUUCUUCCGUGGUUGGGUUCCUACUCUUCUUGGUUAUAGUGCUCAGGGAGCUUGCAAGUUUGGAUUCUAUGAGUUUUUCAAGAAGUACUAUUCUGACCUUGCUGGACCUGAAUAUUUUGCUAAGUACAAGACCCUCAUCUAUCUUGCUGGUUCUGCAUCUGCUGAGGUGAUUGCCGAUGUUGCGCUCUGCCCUUUUGAGGCAGUCAAGGUCAGGGUUCAAACCCAGCCAGGUUUUGCUAGGGGUAUGUCAGACGGAUUUCCCAAGUUCAUCAAAUCCGAAGGUGCUGCUGGAUUGUACAAGGGUAUUGUUCCUCUUUGGGGCCGUCAGAUUCCAUAUACCAUGAUGAAGUUUGCUUCUUUUGAAACCAUUGUUGAGAUGAUCUAUAAAUAUGGUAUUCCCACACCGAAGGACCAAUGCAGCAAAUCUUUGCAGCUUGGUGUUAGUUUCGCUGGUGGUUACGUCGCUGGUGUCUUCUGUGCUAUUGUUUCUCAUCCUGCUGACAACCUUGUCUCUUUCCUCAACAAUGCCAAAGGGGCAACUGUUGGUGAUGCUGUGAAGAAGCUUGGUUUGUUGGGUCUGUUUACCCGUGGGCUUCCCCUUCGUAUUGUGAUGAUUGGAACCCUAACCGGAGCUCAGUGGGGUAUCUAUGAUGCUUUCAAAGUGUUUGUGGGACUGCCAACCACUGGUGGUGUUGCCCCUGCUGCUGGCACGCAGCCUGCGAAGGCAUAAAAAAUAGUGGAAUGUCAACUAAAUACUUUAAUAAACCCUUUUCGUAGGGAAAAAUAAAAUUAAAACAUAGGAUUGCUGGAAAUUGCAUGAAUGAGGCUCAAGCGGUUGGAAAAUAUUCGUUUUGCAUUCGGAACUUUUAUCACGCAUUUUUGUUUUGACCGAUGAUGGUUUUUGUCGGAGGAUGGUUUUGGUUUCAUCCUCUAAACAUGCGGAGACUAUUUUUUUGUAGUUAGAUCAUAUAUUCUGAAAUUCCCUUUGAAGAUC